AUAAAGAGCUUUUAACAUUGUGUUUUAUUUUUGGCACUUCCCAUCAAAUAAAAAUGGUGAUGGUAGUAAGAAUGGAGGAAAGAAAGAAAGAAGAUCAAUUACAAGCAGUAUGGUUUGCAGCUGGAGUGGCUGCUUUAAUGGCAUGUUUAGAACGUGCAAUUUUAGUUUCCUUUGUGGAACAAUGGCGAGUUAUAGCAUUCCUUGCUCUUAAUCUCUUGCUCUUAGCUAUUCUUUUUACAUCUACAAAUACCACUCCCACAACUCCAACUGUGGAAACCUGCCCACAAAGCAUCAGCACCAAUGCUACUACUACUGAAUCCAAGAUUGAGGAAAAGGGAGACGUGAAAGAAUGCAAGAAACCUUUGGUGCCUUGUGUAGCAGAUAUAUCAGAAGAAGCAAUUAGAAAGGAUGUCAAAGUGGAGUAUCCAAUAACAGACAAGAGGGAAAACAAAGAAGAACAAGUAUUAGAUGAUUCAAUAGAAGAGGCUCAGCAAAUUUCAAUGGAGGAGUUGAAUGAAAGAGCAGAGGCAUUUAUAGCAAUGUUCAGACAACAUUUAAUAUCUGAUGCAAAGGCUUAUAGUUAUAGCAAAAGCUGCAGAAUUAGAACUUCUAUUUCACUCAAAGGAGGUGACAAAAACUUAUCUAAGCGUAGACCCAUUUAUUAAUUAAAUUAAAUUAGGCCAACUAUUCUAGUUGACAAAAAAAAUAAUAAUAAUCAAGAUGGUUCUUUUCAUUCAAAAGCAUUUUUUACUUGUGUAAUGCUCAAGAUUUUCUGAAUAGAAAGACCUAGCUUGAUCUUUAGUUACAAAACACUUUUUGUUCUAUAUUUUUU
This is a messenger RNA of Solanum dulcamara, 832 nucleotides long. RefSeq lists its product as uncharacterized. Lineage: Eukaryota; Viridiplantae; Streptophyta; Magnoliopsida; Solanales; Solanaceae. The transcript is spliced from 2 exons. Bases 54 to 665 code for a protein of 203 amino acids. The record is from RefSeq and is a predicted model, not a curated record.